CAUCCUCAUUUAUCCAUUCUAAAGGGCAUGUUCAAAACUAUUUGCUUCAUGGAUUUCGAAGAACGUUUUAUCAUAAGUAUGAAGACAUCCUGUCUCCUCCCAUUGAAAGAAUAUAGAGAGGCUUAAAAACACAGAUUGAUCCAUCCAUGAAUCAUGGGUUGCACAUUUUCUCGUCGAGGCCCCGCUGUCCAGGAGCAGAAGAAAGUGAACAAACAAAUCGACCGGGAAAUCGCCAAAGACGCGGCGAAAGAUGGUCGGAUCAUCAAACUACUUCUCCUGGGCACGGGUGACUCGGGCAAGAGCACCAUCAUGAAGCAGGUCAAGAUCCUCCACAAGGAGGGCUUCACCGAAGACGAGAUCAACUCUGGGCGCACUCUUAUCAUGCAGAACAUCUUCAGCUCCAUGCGGACACUAAUCGAUCAACUACCACACUUCAAUUUGAUUUACAUGCAGAACGAGUCCGAGUCUCACGCCCAACUCGUUCACGACAUCACGGACAAUAUUCACACCAUGAUCACAAACACUUUUCAUCCCAGUGAAGCCCAAGUGUUGGCUCUCAGACAACUUUGGCAGGAGGACGCCAUCCAAGAUUGCUUUGAGCGGCGAGAUCGGUUCCAAUUGCAGGAGUCGGUCCAAUACUACUUCGAGCAUCUGAAUCGGAUCAUGUCGAGUGGGUACACGCCCACUACACAGGAUAUUCUCCGGAUCCGUGUGGCCACCACGGGCAUAAUCGAGGCCUGCUUUCAGGUGAAGCGAGACAAGAUGAGCUUGAAUUUCAAGUUGAUCGAUGUGGGUGGACAACGAUCCGAACGCCGGAAAUGGAUCCAUUGCUUCGAGAACGUGCACGCCAUUUUAUUUGUCGUGGCCAUUUCCGAGUACAACCAAGUCCUGCUGGAGGAUGGGAAAACGAAUCGUAUGAGCGAAAGCCUCCGCUUGUUCGAGUCCAUCGUGAAUAACGCCUUCUUUGUGGAGGCCAGUUUUAUUCUGUUUCUGAAUAAGGUGGAUCUGUUCGAGGUGAAGAUCACACGGUUCCCAUUGCAGGAUUACAUUCAAGGUUAUGACGACUCGGGCGAGUCACCGAAAGAGUUCGUGGCGUCCAAGUAUUUGAGCAAAUCCAAACGAAAAGACAAGAUCUUCCAUCACUUCACGUGCGCCACAGACACGAAACAGAUUCAGCACCUAUUUGACGAUGUCGUCAACAUCAUUAUCCGAGUGGCUCUGGAAAAAGUGAACAUGUGCUAGGAGGACCUGUUAAUCUAAAGCUUUAUCAAUAAAAAAACCAAUCAAAGCCAAACGAACAUCAGGAAUAGUAAAGACGCCUCGGAGAUUUCCUUUUGAAAAUAGACAGACACUC
Molecule: messenger RNA, 1354 nt
Organism: Tigriopus californicus
Lineage: Eukaryota; Metazoa; Arthropoda; Copepoda; Harpacticoida; Harpacticidae
Product: guanine nucleotide-binding protein subunit alpha-11-like
Exons: 1
Coding region: 154-1242 (362 amino acids)
Biological process (GO): adenylate cyclase-modulating G protein-coupled receptor signaling pathway
Cellular component (GO): heterotrimeric G-protein complex
Molecular function (GO): G protein-coupled receptor binding; GTPase activity; G-protein beta/gamma-subunit complex binding
Source: RefSeq, a predicted model, not a curated record